Aureobasidium musti is the source of this 598-nucleotide messenger RNA. NCBI's taxonomy places the organism in Eukaryota, Fungi, Ascomycota, Dothideomycetes, Dothideales, Saccotheciaceae. The record is from the annotation of a GenBank genome assembly.
GAGUAAGAGUAGAUUGCUGAUGUUUAAGCAGAAGAAGAUGCCGCCAUUGUUGAGCUGCAGGCAGUGCCACCUGCUCAGCGUCAGGUGCGAUCGUGGCACACCUUGCUCGAGAUGCGUCAAUGCAGGACGCGAGUGCACCUAUGACAAGGUGCUGGUAAACGGCAAAGGCAUGUACCUGAGAGACGAUGGCCGCACCAGACACGGCAAGCUCGUCGUCCCUGACGACCCUGCUGCAGCACCUCGAGCAGCAGCAGUGGAAGCUUCUGCUCCUGGUGGGCUUGCCUUCCGCGCCCCUACAUCUCUGGCGUGGUUUCUCUGGCCCUUCGGCCUUCACGCUCAUCAACGCGUCUGGCAUCCCUUUCCCUGGACCCCGAGCGCCGCUGAGUCUGCUCCUGCGCGCUGGCAGGACUUCAUGCCUAAGAAGAGCAGCGAGGGCGUGUCUUUAUCCCUGCGCCAGCACCCAUCAUCAGCAGCAGCUGCUGCUGAAAAGCACAAGGGUGAUGCCGACGACGGUGGCAGAGAGGAGAAGGACGACGACGAUGACGAUGAGGAGAUGGGUGAGGAAGACGAAGAGGACGAGAACAACAAGCAUGAUGGC